Molecule: messenger RNA, 699 nt
Organism: Portunus trituberculatus (swimming crab)
Lineage: Eukaryota; Metazoa; Arthropoda; Malacostraca; Decapoda; Portunidae
Gene: Pldn
Product: biogenesis of lysosome-related organelles complex 1 subunit 6-like
Exons: 5
Coding region: 181-660 (159 amino acids)
Biological process (GO): intracellular transport
Cellular component (GO): extrinsic component of membrane; BLOC-1 complex; transport vesicle
Source: RefSeq, a predicted model, not a curated record
UUUCAAAAGUUUUCUCUUGUUAAUAAUGUAGGAAGGCAGCAACCAUGUGAAGCAGCAGCAGCAGUGACAGGAGCCGUUAGAGAGACGUCAAGAGUCAAGACACACGCCGCAGCGGGAGCCAAUGUUUACACCCAGUCAGCUGAUUGUCACCUGAGGAAGCUCGAACUAACAUCCUAUGCUAUGGAGAGUGAAAUCUUUGAUCCCCGUGUGGUACCAAACAGCAGUGACAGUAAAGAAGAGAACAGAGAUAAGAGCCAGUUAAGUGUGCCAGCCUUGCACUUGAUAACUUCACUGAUUUGUGGCCACCAACACAAUCUGCAUCAAGUGGAAACUAAACUCAAAGAAAUUCUACAGCAUCAAGAAGUUUUGAGUGAAGGAGUGCAGAGUGAAAAUGAGAGAUUUAAGACUGCUGAAGCCACUUUUCAUUUACCAUCAGUGUUUCAAGAAAUCUCUACAUACAAUCAGAAAUUAAUUCAACUUAAGGGUGAAAUGGCUGCAGUUACCGAGAGGACGUCACGCCUGAAGAAAAGAGCAAUGAGACUUCAGCAGCAGCAGCAGCAGAAGGCUCUAAACCAGGAACAGGAGAGAGCACAACAAGCUGAGCGGGAGAAGCAUCUAAUUGCUCAACCAGUUUGGGCAACAAAGCAUAAUGACUCCUGAAUUUUGAUUGCAUAGACAUAUAUGUAUAUAAUAUAUAUA